UAAUAUAAGAUUGUUCAUAAACAAAAAAAAAUGAAUAUGAACUUGUCACUUCUUGUAGUUAUUUUUCUUUGCUUUGCUUCUCCUUCACUAUCAGUAAGAUGCAAUCCAAAAGACAAAAAAGUCCUUUUACAGAUAAAGGAAGAUUUGGGCAAUCCUUACCAUUUAGCUUCAUGGGAUCCAAACACAGAUUGUUGUUACUGGUACGUCGUAAAAUGUGACCGGAAAACCAACCGGAUAAAUGCUCUCACUGUCUUCCAAGCCAAUAUCUCCGGUCAAAUUCCGGCGGCCGUAGGAGACCUUCCGUAUCUCGAGACAUUGCAAUUCCAUCAUAUCACCAAUCUCACCGGAACAAUUCAACCUGCAAUUGCUAAGCUCACAAAUCUCAAAAUGUUAAGGCUCAGCUUCACUAAUCUUACAGGUCCAAUCCCUGAAUUCCUUAGUCAGCUGAAGAAUUUGACAUUGCUCGAGUUGAAUUACAAUCAAUUAACCGGAACAAUCCCUUCUUCGCUCUCUCAGCUUCCGAAUUUGUUAGCGAUUCAGUUAGAUCGUAACAAACUCACCGGAACAAUACCGGAAUCGUUUGGGAGAUUUAUAGGACCAAACAUACCAGAUCUGUACCUUUCACAUAACAGCUUGACCGGAAAAGUGCCGACUUCUUUAGGUGAUUUGAAUUUUUCCAGGCUUGAUUUCUCCAGGAAUAAGCUUGAAGGAGAUGUUUCGUUUUUGUUUGGGAAGAAUAAGACGAGUCAGAUAAUUGAUUUAUCGAGGAAUUCAUUGGAGUUUGAUAUUUCGAAAUCGGAGUUUGCUGAGAGCUUGAUAUCAUUGGAUUUGAAUCAUAAUCGAAUUUUCGGUAGCUUACCACAAGGAUUGAAAGAUGUACCGUUACAGUCUUUCAAUGUAAGUUAUAAUAGACUUUGUGGACAGAUUCCACAAGGUGGAACGUUGCAGAGCUUUGAUGUUUACUCUUAUUUGCAUAACAAAUGCCUCUGUGGCUCUCCCUUGCCGGACUGUAAGUAGAUAUGGAGGUCGGGGAUUUGGAUAGCCGAAUGUUGUGGGAGACGCAUGAAGCUAGCCUUCAGUGUGUAUUUGUAUUUGUUGCUUAAUUAGCUUUGUAUCCUUGUAAUAUGUGUGUCGAGGGUCUAUUGAAUAUAGUUUUUCUAUCAAUAAAAGUAGGGGAUAAAUUAUGUCCUCUCUGGAUUUCACUAAUGAAAUUUCAUGGAUUAUGUUGUUGAUCAA
Messenger RNA from Solanum verrucosum, 1236 nucleotides. RefSeq names its product polygalacturonase inhibitor-like. The transcript has a single exon. NCBI's taxonomy places the organism in Eukaryota, Viridiplantae, Streptophyta, Magnoliopsida, Solanales, Solanaceae. Gene Ontology annotation, molecular function: protein binding. The coding region runs from base 31 to 1017 and encodes 328 amino acids. The record is from RefSeq and is a predicted model, not a curated record.